This is a messenger RNA of Spirodela intermedia, 1316 nucleotides long. The record is from the annotation of a GenBank genome assembly. NCBI's taxonomy places the organism in Eukaryota, Viridiplantae, Streptophyta, Magnoliopsida, Alismatales, Araceae.
AUGGCAGCCGGCAACAGUUUCGAUCAAUGGCAGAAGGAUGUCUUCUUCUCCGCCGCCGAGGAGGUCCAGGACUCCGCAGAUGUGUACGUUUCGUCGUUCGCUUUCGAUGUCACCGAAGAUUUAUGUGCUCGUCGUCCAUCGAUGUGCUCUUCUAUUCGGAGGAUUUGAUUUUCUUCGCCGUCUGCCACAAUCGGCUGUAAAUCUGGUCUUCUGUGGGGUGUUUCAAUUGCCUCUUCCGUUUUUUCCUUCAUCUUUUGCUGCGCCGUGUUCCUGGUUGAUGAAUUCGAAACCUGGAUGCUUCGCUCUUCGUUCCAGAAUGGAGUCGAUGUACAGGAUGUGGCUUAGAGCGCAGAGCGAGGGACAUCACACCGAUGUCUUCAUUGAGCUCCGAAGAGAGCUCCAAACGGCCUUGGGCACUGCAAAGUGGCAGGUUCGUUCGUAAACCUAAUCCUCACCCGUUUCCUGGUUCUUAGUAUUUGGUCUCCAUGGCCAAGCGUAUGAGGAAGCAUCUGUAGCCAAGGGUGUUCGUGUUCCUUGAACAGUUGGAAGAGUUUGAAAGAGCCGUCAGAGAGAGCCACAGACGCAAGCCGCUCGAUAAAAGUGCCGUCAUCAGGCACAAUCAGUUCAUUCUGGCGAUGGAAGACCAAAUUGUUCAGGUAGAGAAGGCACUGGGACAGUCGCUCGUCGAGGAAGGGAAGGAACCGCUCCAAUGGAUCCAACUUGACGAGGAAGAGCGAAAUGAUCUGGCUCUGUUUCUCUGUACGGCUCCCUCCGCUUCAACGCGAGGGGAAGUCGAUUCUGCUCGAGACAGGGGUGUGCCCAGCUCUAUAACGAGUUUCAGGGAGGUCAUAUCCUUCAAUAUCGACUCUAAAUUGGUAGUCGAGGUGGAAGCGAAGGAGAAGACCUCCUCCAAGAGAAGAGACGAGAUGCCCGACCAGGGCAACCCGAACAACGGGAAAAGAAGGGCAUCCAGCUCACCGGAUAUCGGCGCCUGGAAGAUUGUGAUUGCCGACGAGGAGAGCAAAGAGAGGAAACCCCCGGAAACCUGGGCAGAGUCACUAUCACCAGCUCGAGCACACGGUUUCCUCAAUUUUAUGAAGGUUGCAGAACUCGCAGCCAAGGUGAAAUGGUCGAGCUUUGGGAAGGUGAAGAACGCAGAUGGUCGCCCAAUCGAGCAAGGGACAUCUAGUUUCUUUGGCUGUAAGGGCAUCACUCGCGUUUCUCAGGUGAGGAUUCCUUCCAUGUUAGCGAUAGAACGAGCCAUGGCAGCUCCAUUGAUUUCCUUAUCGGGGGUAAUCCGCCUUCACAUCGGCUGA